Messenger RNA from Heterobasidion irregulare TC 32-1, 807 nucleotides. RefSeq lists its product as uncharacterized. The record is from RefSeq and is a predicted model, not a curated record. The coding region runs from base 1 to 807 and encodes 268 amino acids. NCBI's taxonomy places the organism in Eukaryota, Fungi, Basidiomycota, Agaricomycetes, Russulales, Bondarzewiaceae. The transcript is spliced from 3 exons.
AUGCCCACCCUCGCGGGCACCGAAGACGGUCGUGGAGCGGGAUCUGGUCGUUACGGCUCGGCACGCCGACGGAGAGCGGAGCGACGGAGGUUGAAAUGCCGGCUGGAUGCGCCCCGAGCACCCGACACCGUGCGGAUAGACACCGCGCCCCGCGGCCGCAUCGCCACCACGCCUCGUCUUCCGGAUCCGCCUGCGACACGUGACGCCCGCAGAUACCGCGCGCCGUCGACCCUGUCAGUCAGGCAGCUGGCCGGCAAGUCCCCCGCAGGACAACACACAACAGAGACUAUGCGCCGCCUAGCUCAAGCGCGCACGCCAUCUCGGUGCUGCACCGUCCACGCCCGCCUGCUUCUUGCUUCGCACAGUCGCUCGCGCACAACAAGGGCAGGUCGUUCGCGCGGCGGAGGCUCGGCGGGGGUCCGCUCUGCCUCGCUUCGCCCGUCUGGGGUUCACUCAAGCGGAGCCACGCACGCCGUGGGCCGCGGUGCUGCAGACACACUUCGCGCACGCGACAUGCUCAUCCCUCGCUCUCUGCCCCAAUCAAAACGCGCACCACGUGUGCUCUCGCCGUUGCGCGAUGCAGGCCUCGCCCGCGUGCCGGCAAUGGGCCCUGCACUCAUUUUGUUCAUUUUGUUGAUCGGUCGGCAGAGCGCGUGCGACAGGCGAUGCGACGCAGUGGAAUAUCUCAGUUUGCUGGGAGGAUGCAGCAGUCGAGCUCUGUCGCGCUCGAAAGUUCAUGCCAUACACGCGCCUCGAGCUGAAGAGCUUGGCGGCGCGGCGUCGGCGCAACUGAACAAACACUACUAA